Ictidomys tridecemlineatus (thirteen-lined ground squirrel) is the source of this 1501-nucleotide messenger RNA. NCBI's taxonomy places the organism in Eukaryota, Metazoa, Chordata, Mammalia, Rodentia, Sciuridae. The record is from RefSeq and is a predicted model, not a curated record.
GGCAAAAGUCUCUUCGAUGAAAAGGGAAGCCAGUAUCAAACCCAGAGCCGGCUUCAGGCCAAGAAGGGCCGCCAGGGUCAGCCUCUGCCAGGUCACCUACAGAGCGCAGCAGCCGCCCGCUACCGAGCCCGGCCUCCGCGCGCCCCCGGUUCCCGCCCGCAUUCCCGCCCCGCCCCGCCGCGCGCCCCCGGACUCGCCCCCAGAUUCUCGCCCGCGCUCCCGCCCCGGCCUGCCGCCCGUCGCAGACACCACCUCCCCUCAGCCGGCUCGUCACCCGGAUCCCCCAACAUCGUCGCGCCGCCCAACCAGAGGCAGAAAUACGCAGCCCAGCGCCGGCCACCGAGGCCCCAAGGAGACAGCGACCUGCGAGCACGCCUCCGGGCAGCGAAGGACAAAGAGCAGGGUGGCUCGGCAGAGAGCGCUUGCGCGAUGGAAUGUCGCGCAGAACUACCGCUCCCAGUGUGCUCUGCGGGACGCGCGCCCCGUCCGAUACGCAGACGCCCGAGAAAAGCGCACGUGGGGGAAGCCCCUGGAAGAAGCCCGUGGGAAAGUCCGUGGGAGAGCCCGUGGUUGGAACGGUGGGAGCAGCUGUAGGAGCAGCCGGCGGUGGAGCUGUGGGAACUGGAGGACCGUGGGAGGAGCCUUUGGAAGGAGCCUGGAGAAGAUCUCUUGGUCGCUCCAAGUGUCAUGGUUACUUUCCUUUCAGGUAAAUUUUCCAUUUUACAUCUACAAAACAAAGUCCCAUUAUCUCCGUGUUCUAUGGAAUUUCACUAUGUUCCUUCAAAUUCCCCAGCAAACUCCUUCACAAAGGCUCUGCUGUUACCCUCUCCAAGGCCCUUCAGGCUUUAAUAAUAUAUUCCAUGAGCUUCAAGCAUGUGGGAGGCCACUCUGAAUGAUUUGUGUUCUCAGUCCUGGAGUGAAGAAGCUUUGACACUACCUGGACAUUGCCCCGGUCCCGGAAGUUUGAGGAUGUGUCUUCAGACAUAGGUGUGUCGCCCCAUGGAUUGAGCUACACUCACCUGUUCCUUUGUGAUAUUACCCCUUUUCCCUGUUUCGGAUAGAAUGUAGAGAAUCAGAAGUAACUGUGUUACUAUUACUGUCCUUGAUGGAGUCUGCCUGCAAACAGGAUAUUCUGUCAAGGUAUAGAUAUGUAACAGCGGACAUGCUUGAAAACAAGGUGUCUGCUGUCCUUGGGAGGGUCUACUCGCAAACGAGAGGGUCCUUCAAGGUUUAGAUAAGGUAACAGUGGACAUGCUUGAAAACGAGAUGUCUGCUGUCCUUGGGAGGUCUUGCCUGCAAACGGGAUGUUCUGCCAAGUGGGCUAGGAGGGUGCUGAGAAAAAUUUUUUAUCUGUUCUAAACAAAGAGCAGAGCUCAGCAUACUCUAGGUCAAGAGUAGAUUAGCCAUGAGAAGUGGGUCACUUCUGAUUAGAAAGUACAACUUCUGUAUGCUAUGUUUAAUUAGCUGAAAGACCUGAUUUAUUAAUGUUGGAAGGCUGCCU